Molecule: messenger RNA, 562 nt
Organism: Peromyscus maniculatus bairdii (prairie deer mouse)
Lineage: Eukaryota; Metazoa; Chordata; Mammalia; Rodentia; Cricetidae
Source: RefSeq, a predicted model, not a curated record
UAAGGGGCAGCUGGCCCCAGAGGCAGCUGCAGGUAGAAAACACGCCUGGCCCCAGGAUGGCACAGAAACUCAGCAGCACCCCUGCCAGGGAGCUGGACAAGUUCAUAGAGGAUAACCUCCUUCCCGACACCAGAUUCUGUGAUGAGGUCAGAGCAGCCAUCGACAUCAUGUGUAAAUUCCUGAAGGAGAAAUGCUUCGGAGACACCAGCCACGAUGUGAGGGUCUCCAAGGUGGUGAAGGGCGGCUCCUUGGGCAAAGGCACCAAUCUCAAUGGCAGGUCGGAUGCUGAGCUGGUCGUCUUUGUUAACAAUCUCAGCAGUUUUGAGGAUCACUUAAAGAGAUGGGGAGAAUUCAUCCAGGAAAUUAAGAAACAGUUGCGCAAGUUACAGCGUGAAAAUAUAAUUCAACUGGAGUUUAUCAUUAAGAGUGAACAAUGGCCCAACUCCCUGGCACACAACUUCAGGCUGAGGUCCCCUGACCUGGAUCAGGAGAUGGAGUGUGAUGUUCUGCUCGCCUGUGAUGUGCUGGGUAAGCCAGUCAGAGCCUCAGCUCACCCUUCCAU